Messenger RNA from Spodoptera littoralis (African cotton leafworm), 951 nucleotides. The record is from the annotation of a GenBank genome assembly. NCBI's taxonomy places the organism in Eukaryota, Metazoa, Arthropoda, Insecta, Lepidoptera, Noctuidae.
AUGGCUAUCUUCAAAUAUUUUGCGGUCAUAUUAGCGUUUAGCGCGAGCGUUUCUGCGAUUAUUGGACCAUCGAACGGAACAAAAUCAACAGUAUCAAAGACUGAUACGUAUUUAGACGCUUAUUCCAAAUCUCGCAUUGAAGCAGAGAAGGCGAAACAAGGUGUUGUGAUAAUAACAGCUAAAGAUGGUGAGAAAAAGAUAUCAAACCGUGACGACAGUUACCAGUCUGGAUAUGAUUACUCGCCGCCGUUUUCAAGUGACAGCAGUUUCAGUUCUUCUGCAUCAUCUGGCUACUCCGGCCCUUCCGCGUCCAACAGCUACUCUCCUUCGCCUAGUUAUGGAUCUCCAGUGAAGUUUGAACCAGAAAUUACUUACAAUGCUCCUCCAAACACGUACGGUCCACCUGCGCCAACUUAUGGACCUCCGGCACAUAGUUACGGGCCCCCGGCUCCGGCUUAUGGGCCUCCAGCUCAAACAUAUGGACCUCCAGCGCAAAGUUACGGGCCACCGAUUCACAAGCCCUUGCCGCCACCACCAAUAUACGGCCCGCCCCUAAAGCCAUCUUACGGAGUUCCUUACACAGCACCUGCAUUAGGAUUUUUAGACAAACUGGCUUUCAAACUAGACAUUUUGACUAUUGCGAAGUUGCUGCUGAAAUUUUUGAUAUUCAAGAAACUUGUGACUAUGCUCGCUGUGGUUUGUAUGUUACUGGUGAUUCCGAAGCUUAUUUCAUUCAAGAAAAGCCCCGCUGACGUUGGCGGCACUGACGAGGACGAACGAAGCUUUGGUGACAAUAAAAUGGUGGAGUUGACAUCAGUGCAACAGUUGGUGGAGCGAGCCAUCACCGUGUACGGGCGGCAACAGGCGAACUGUAGCGUCACGUGUCGCGUGCGCAGAGUGGUCGACGAUAUUUACGAAUUUCAACCCUAUUUCAGGGGACAAUCUUCAUAG